This is a messenger RNA of Cokeromyces recurvatus, 3161 nucleotides long. RefSeq lists its product as uncharacterized. The record is from RefSeq and is a predicted model, not a curated record. Bases 174 to 3098 code for a protein of 974 amino acids. Gene Ontology annotation, cellular component: telomerase holoenzyme complex. Lineage: Eukaryota; Fungi; Mucoromycota; Mucoromycetes; Mucorales; Mucoraceae. Gene Ontology annotation, biological process: nuclear-transcribed mRNA catabolic process, nonsense-mediated decay. Gene Ontology annotation, molecular function: telomeric repeat DNA binding; telomerase RNA binding; protein binding. The transcript is spliced from 4 exons.
AACAUCAUAGUAGUAGUAACAGUAAAUAAAUAUAUAUAUAAGCUAGUUUAAAUACGAAUUGAAUUAACAUUCAGUAAACACAUUAUUCUUCUUUGAUAAAGAGAAAAGAAAUAUUAUGUCAUUAGUUUUAGAAUAGAAAAAAAAACAUACACACACACACACAUACACAAAUCAUGCAAUCUAAUGAAUCAUCAGAGUUAAAUUCAUCUUCAACAAAUAAUAACCGUCGAAGAAGACGCCCAAGAAAUAGAAGAAACAAAAAACACAACCGAAAUGGAGUUUUUGAAAGAGAUCGAAAUGAACAGAGAGGGAAAAAAGAUGUGCAAAAGCAUGUAAAACCUAAAGAACAGAAUUUAAGUCUUACCGAGUCUUUAAGUGAAGCGCAUGCAUUAGAGAAACAGCUUGCUGAACUUCAGACACAGUUGAAAAUUAAUUAUUCAAAUGUUCCUAGUAAAGAACAGGGUCGUGUUGCAAGUGCCAUUGCUGCUGAACAAAUAGCAGCAACAGAAGAAGAAAUUAAUUAUGUUCGUAAUAGUCUUAGAAAAACAUAUCGUCAUAUCAUUUCUAUUGAUUUGAUAUAUGCUAUUACUCAUCAUAUUGAAGAUAAAUUAUGGAGAUAUAUAUUUUAUGCAAGAAUCGAAGAUAUUCGUAGCAAAUUACGUAAACUCAAUCCUGAAGAUGCUGAGAAAUAUAAAAUGUUACAAAAGACUCUUUCUCAUCGUAUUGAUAGUGCUUUCAAAUUCUAUAGAGACCUUAACAACACGAUUAAAGCUGAUUAUCAUAUUGACACAAAGGCAUUAGGUAUAGACCUUUUCCUUCAAAAGGCUACUAUAGAAGAAAAGUUGGCCAUUUUACUUCAGUCGAAUUAUAUAUGUAUGGGAGAUUUGGCACGUUACCAUGCCCAGCAGGCUAUACUAUCAAAGAAUACAAAAAAGAUAUCCGAUUUUUGGUCCUUGGCAAAGACAUGUUAUUUGAAAGCAAUCGAUGUUUAUCGAAAGACAGGGAAACCUUAUUCCCAAUUAGCUCUUGUAUCGAUAUCAAAUGGGAAUGCAAUGGAGAUAGUUUGGUAUUAUUGUAUGAGUUUAGCUGUUAAAUAUCCAUCUAGCGUAGGGAGAGAUAAUCUAAAAUCAUUUUAUUCCAAGAUUCGGUUUAAUUCUAAACAGCAAAAAGCAGAUACAGUAACGGAAAUGGUAUCAGCCUUUGUUGAAUCAUUCCUUCAUAUGCAUCGUACUGUUAUGUUUAGUCAAAAGGAGACUGAAGAGUUUGGAACUAUGCUGCCUAUAGUAAAUGACUUGGGUAAUGCCUUCUCUUCACUUAUUCUUAACACUAGUUUAGAAAAAGAAGAGGAAGCCAUAUUAUCCAAAUCAACUAUGUCCACUUUACAUAUUAUACGUACUACUAUAACUCGUACUAUUACAAUUUUGAUGAUUUCUACAUGGAUUGCAAAUGAUCGCUUAAAAGAUAAGGCCAAUUAUAAUAUACGACCUAUUAUUUUAGCAUCACAGAUCCAUAUGUAUAUCUUUGCCUUUCAACUUCUCACAACCAUCUGUCGAUCUUCACAACAAGCUCUAGAUGAAGUUAAAUCUAAACUAAAUGCUGAAAAAUAUAAAAAAUUGGAAAGUUUGGUCGAAGAAACAAUAUUACCCGGUCUCAGUAUUUGGUCCACUUAUUUAUAUACAAAUAUUGUAACUAUAGCUCAAUGGUGUAUGACAGCAGCUACUGACACUAGAAAUCGAGAGCCAGAAAAGAAAACACUUGUUAAGUCUAUUCAAUCUUUAUUGUCGCUAUUAAUCAAUCAUCCUUCUUUCCUUGACCCCGUUGUUAAUAUACUUCCUGCUACUUAUCCUUUAUCUGAAGAUUUAACUCUCCUUGGCGUUCUUGCCCUUUCCCCUUUUCAUUCUCAAGUAGAUUUCUUUAAGGAAAAUGUAUAUGAGGUUUUAAAUGAUAAUAGUCCCGAGGCGAGAAAACAAGUUCGAUGGGGAAGAAUAAGACUCUUCAUCAAGAAGCUUGCUGAUUCAUCGUCUUUUAAUUUUAUUCAAUAUAAUCAAAGCGAACAAAACUAUAGUGUGAUUGAUGAGAAUGCUAAACGUCAACAACAAAAUCGUUUCAUGAAGGCCUUGGCUACUCAACGAUUAAUAGAACAGGUGUCCUCACUUGAAAGGAAUGUUAAUCGUAUUUCACUUGGCAACAAACGUAAUCAUCCUAUUGAUUUAGAAAAUGAGAAAGAUGAAAUGAACAAGAAACGUAAUGUAUAUACGUGUGUAAUUGACGUAACUUCCUUUUUGGAUGGUUUGAGUAAAGUCAAGAAGUGGGCCAAUCAAACAUUAAAUGUGGAUCGUCGUAGCCAGACUAGUAUUUUAGAAGUUGUUGUACCUUUAGAUGUCAUCGAUGCUUUGGAUAAUCAUAAAAAGGGCUCAUCUCAUAUGAAUAUGCAAGCCAGAGAAUCUAUUCGUUUCUUGGAUCAGAAAUUAUUAGAAAAUAGCAAGAACAAAUCGGAUGCUAUACCUACCACAUCAUUCCUUAGAACACAAAAGGUAACUGAAAAGUUAAAUAAUUGGAGUGAAGCAGAGGCUUUUUGGAUUGGUGAAGAGAGUCGAUCGAAUAUAGUAGAUGUACUCUUAUCUGAAGGUGAAGAGGAGGAAAAAGAUACUGAUCCUGAUGCAGAAACUGAGUCAGACAUGGAGUCCAUUAGCUCUGAUGAAGAUCUGUUUAAAUCAAGAAGAAGAGAUGAGGAUGAAAGUAGUGAAUAUGAAGAAUCUGAAUAUGAUGAUAGUGAAAUAGAAGAAAAUGAAAUAGCAAGUGACGAAGAAGCAAAUGCAGAAGAAUAUAAUUAUGAAGAUUUUGCGGAAGAAGAAAUUCCUUAUACAUUGAAUGAUGUACCAAAGUCAUAUCGACCUAUCCUUAGCUGCUUACUUUAUUAUUACAGCAAACAACAAGAGAUAAAGGAUGAUGAACCAAGUCAUCUUGUAUUAGUAACAAAUGAUGAGGAUUUAGCUUGGUGGGCAGAAUUAUUUGGCAAUCCUAAAACUCGAAAACGCUUAAUGAUUAAAACAGUAAAUGAAUGGGAUCAAAUGGUCAAUAAUUGGAGUUAUGAUUAAGUGAAAGUAUUCCUGUAAACAUAUUAAAAAAGUAAAUAAAUAAUUCUUUUUUUUUUCCUUUCA